Messenger RNA from Lathyrus sativus (Indian pea), 279 nucleotides. Lineage: Eukaryota; Viridiplantae; Streptophyta; Magnoliopsida; Fabales; Fabaceae. The record is from the annotation of a GenBank genome assembly.
AUGGGAGGAACCAGAGGGCAAAAGCUUUCUGGAAUGCAAAAGCAAGUACUUAGUUUAUACAGAGGAUUUCUGCGGGCAGCACGUUCUAAACCUGAGGAGGAACGCUGCAAGAUAGAAUCCGUAGUAUGUCAAGAGUUUCGGCGUAAUUCCAAGGAAGUGGAUCGGAAGAAUUUUCAAUACAUUGAAUAUUUACUUCGGCGUGGCCAUAAACAGCUUGAUCAGCUCCGGAACCCUGGCACCACUGGCUUAUCUUCUUUGCAACUUGAUUUGUCUAAAUGA